Molecule: messenger RNA, 548 nt
Organism: Chrysoperla carnea
Lineage: Eukaryota; Metazoa; Arthropoda; Insecta; Neuroptera; Chrysopidae
Gene: mRpL36
Exons: 1
Coding region: 131-493 (120 amino acids)
Biological process (GO): ribosome biogenesis; translation
Cellular component (GO): mitochondrial large ribosomal subunit; ribosome
Molecular function (GO): structural constituent of ribosome
Source: RefSeq, a predicted model, not a curated record
UUAUAUCUCAUAACAAUUGACAGAAAUGUAUGUGUUUAUAUGUAUUUUAUGCUUAAGAGUAUUCAAGAAUUUAAUUGUUUUAACAAUUGUAGCGAAUAAUACAUCAUAAACUUUAGAUUUUUUUAGAAAUAUGUUUGGCGUACUUCGAAGAACAUUGCAAAUUACAAUAUCAUCAAGCAAGGCAAUCCAACCUCUAAAUGGACUACACAAAUUUUUUCAUUUAUUAUCGAUAUCACAACCACAAACAAAUUUAUUGAAUAAAAAUUGUAAUUUACUGCAACCAACGGUACCAAAUCUAAUAUUCAAUUGUGGUUUUAAAGUAAAAGGUCGAUUACGGCGAAGAUGUAAAGAUUGUUAUUAUGUACGGCGAAAAGAACGACUAUAUAUUAUAUGUGAAACACAUCCGCGUCACAAACAAAUGUCAAUGAUUAAAAAGGAGCACAACACAUGGAUGUUAUCGCAUGCAACACAAUCGAAAAUUCGACCUUUUUAGAAAUGUUAUUGUUACCUUUUUAUUAUUAAACAUUGUUAGAAAAGAAAAUGUGUAA